This is a messenger RNA of Colletes gigas, 5579 nucleotides long. It is a transcript of the gene Ube3a, whose product is annotated as ubiquitin-protein ligase E3A. NCBI's taxonomy places the organism in Eukaryota, Metazoa, Arthropoda, Insecta, Hymenoptera, Colletidae. The record is from RefSeq and is a predicted model, not a curated record. Bases 538 to 3126 code for a protein of 862 amino acids. Gene Ontology annotation, molecular function: ubiquitin protein ligase activity. The transcript is spliced from 12 exons. Gene Ontology annotation, biological process: protein polyubiquitination.
UAGUCUUGUCCGUACAGAACAGUAGACAGCAGCCAAGAAAGGAUCGCAAAACGAUUCAUUUUACCUCUUUUCUCGGUAUUUUGACAUUGAUUUGAAAAAUUCGCGUAUCAACGGGGUCGGUGUGUUAUACAAUCCACGGAUAUUAUAAUUUGUGCAGUCGCGAAACAGUGUUCACCUAACCUCGACGAAACGUUCGGUUCGAGUUACGGACAAAUAUACCUCGAGCAAAGCCGAACUACGGUUCUCUUUCUCUCUCACAUUCUCUCUCUCUCACUCUCGUUCCCUUACUUUCUGUCUAUUCACUCUGUCUUUCUUCUACUAUUCUAUUUCGAAGUGUACACUAGUUAGUGCGUAAUACGUAGUGGAAACGUAGUUAAAGCAUCGUGGCGAAGCCGCCGAAAAAAGGACCGCUGACCAAAUUUAGUGGUAGUGCGUAAGUCUUCGUUGAAACUUCGAUUCAGCAAAGGAAGCGGUCGUGGCGAGAUUUUGUGUUACGAUUGACGACGGAGGAGGCAAAAUUUCGAGGAUUCACGGUCUAUGAGCGCCAAGGGUCAAGGGGACCCUGGGGAAGAUCACGCUUCCAGGGUAGGAGCAGAGAGCCCUUGCAGCGACAUGAAGCGUACAGUUGCUAAAAAGUUGAUUGAACGAUAUUUUUAUCAACUUACCGAUGGAUGUGGCAAUCCCAACUGUGACAAUCAAAACUGUGCAUCAAGUGGCAAAGUGACAAAUCUUACACCAAAUCAAGCUGCGGCACAAGCUAUUCAGUUGUUUUCACAAGAGGCAAGACUUUGCGAUGGCACUCAACCAAGUAAAGUAGCCCGAACAACGUUAGAGCCUGGUCCGGCGUCGUUGGCUAAGAGUUUACCAGUUAAAAGUGUAAAUCCAACAUGUUCAGAAGAAGGAAAACAGGAUCCAUAUCUCACAGAAGCAAAACUUUUGGAUAUAAUAGAAAAGUGUAAAUCGGAAGGAUCGUAUUCACUGUUAAUUCGCACAUUGGGAGAAGUAUUUUCAUGUGGAAAAGCAUUAAGUCUCAGUUUUCAAAAAACUGUGAAAAAUGAUUCUCCGCUGGCCGCGCUUCUUGACAGAGCUUCGGAUAGCUUGUUAAGGCCCGGCGAUAUGGAUAAGGAAGCAAUUAGAUCGAUACAAGGAGAAGACAAAGAAGAAGACAGCAGCGAACCAUCGCCUAUAGUUCCUAGUAAUGAUGACACUAGCGUUGAUUUACCAGCUGUCCGAAGAGCCUUUAGUGCUCUUUGGUCUCUACCAGGGGAAGCAUUUGAGUCUGCUUUAAUCAAUGCACUAGUCACUUUGGCGGAUAAUAUUGAAUUAGAUUUGAGAGUGCUUCGCAUUAUGAUGGCAUGGGAUAAUAUGGACAGCUUGAUAAACGUAUUCCUCAUUGUGUUUGAAAUUCCUGUGCUCGGAAACAGCGAAUAUCUGGAACUCGCUCUUCACAUGCUUUGUAAAGCACUCAGCUGUUUUCCUAUUAUGGCACAAGCUAAACUGGCUCGCGUAUGGGCUAAACAUUGUAAAUCUCGACUUCCAAGUAUUUUACAGGCUUUACAAGAAUUGAUAACUGUCAAGGUAAUAGGUGGAUCUUUUACGCGAGAUUAUUGCGUUCAAGAUUCGGACAUUAUUACCGCUCCUACGAAAGUUAUGAAAAUCUUGUAUUACGCGAGUAUGUUAGCCGGCGAGUUAGACGAGCCUGAAUUAAAUUUAGACGAAGAUGGUGAAUCUGCUAGUAACGAUAAAUCAUGGAAAUUAUCACAGAUUCCACAGGAUCCAUUAGCAAAAGAACUUGGAAUUACCGCACUAGACGCGCGGAAACCAUUUAUACCUUUUACUGACUUUUAUAAUGAACCAUUAAGUGAUGCCAUAGAAAUGGAUAAAGACUUUUCAUAUUAUAAAUGCGAAGAACCUAUAAAAUUUAGUUUUAUGAAUUACGCUUUUAUUCUCACGCCUGCUACAAAGACGUUGGGCUUGUAUUAUGAUAACCGUAUUCGAAUGUACAGUGAACGUCGAAUGAGCUUUUUACAGACUGUUGUUGGUCAACCUACUAAUCCGUAUUUAAGACUAAAGGUUAGAAGAGAUCGUUUGAUAGACGACGCGUUAGUUGAAUUAGAAAUGAUCGCCAUGGAAAAUCCAUCCGAUCUUAAGAAACAAUUAGUCGUUGAAUUUGAGGAUGAACAGGGAGUUGAUGAGGGUGGAGUAUCCAAAGAAUUCUUUCAAUUAAUUGUAGAAGAAAUUUUCAACCCUGAUUAUGGCAUGUUCACGACUCAGGAAGAUACGCAAAUGACGUGGUUUAAUCCAACAUCGUUUGAAAGUGACGCACAUUUCACGCUUAUAGGCGUUGUUCUUGGCCUAGCCAUAUAUAACAACGUAAUUCUCGAUGUGCGUUUUUCAAUGGUGGUUUACCGAAAAUUGCUUGGUAGAAAAGGAAGUUUUGCCGAUUUGGAAGAUUGGAGUCCUACAUUAUAUCGAACAUUGAAAGAAUUGAUGGAAUAUACCGGGGAUGACAUACCAGAGACAUUCAUGCAAACUUUCAGAGUGGCUUACAAGGAUGUAUUCGGUUCGAUAUCUUUUCACGAUCUCAAAGAAAAUGGCGAUGAAUUGUUCGUGACGCAGGCAAACAAAAAAGAAUUCGUAGAUCUCUAUGCGGACUUCUUACUUAAUAAAUCAGUAGAAAGACAAUUUAAGGCGUUCAGGCGUGGCUUCCAAAUGGUGACGGACGAAAGUCCGCUGGCGUUACUUUUUAGACCUGAAGAAAUCGAACAGCUUGUUUGCGGCAGCAAGAUCUUUGAUUUCGCAGAACUAGAAGCAGCUACAGAAUACGAGGGUGGUUACACAGUGGACAGCGAGGCGAUACGUAAUUUCUGGCGGGUUGCUCAUUCGUUGCCACCGGAAAGUCAACGUAGACUUCUCCAGUUCACUACAGGAAGCGAUAGGGUACCUGUUGGUGGCUUGUCAAGGCUAAAAAUGGUCAUUGCCAGACACGGCCCGGACUCUGAUAGACUACCAAUAGCUCACACAUGCUUCAACGUCUUACUGUUGCCGGACUACAGUACAAUAGAAAAAUUACAAGAUCGGUUGUUGAAAGCGAUCAACUAUUCAAAGGGUUUCGGUAUGUUGUAAGCGUGCACAAAAGCUUCGGUAUCUCCCCCCAGUCUUUCAGAGUAUCGUCGAAUUCCAGACACGGAAUUCGAGAGUCUCUCUUUUUGUCCCGCUAUAUAGACGUAUUUAUUCGAAAUUCAUACAAACAUUGCGAACCAAUCCCGCUUUCGUAAAAUGGUUCAAAAACAAUAAAUUUGCCCGAUUGAUACCGAGAAUACCUCGCAAACGAUCGUUGUCCUCCAAUGUGUUUUCCCCGCACAAGCGGCAACAGGAAUUGCUGUACAAAAAGAAAAAAAAAAGAAAAAAAAAAAACAAAACAAAAGAGAAUGAAACGAAAUACAAAUUUUUACGCGGUAUACGCUUCGAAAUUUCCUCGCACUACUGUUGUUUAAGCGCCAAAGCAGACUAACGCACUUCAUCAAGUCUUGCCGUGAUGUUUCUCUGAUACUUUGUGCUUUUAAUGCUCUCGAUUGCGGACAGUGAAGAAAUGUCGGUUCCGUCUCUAAAUCGGCUUCAAAGUUGCUGUGACUCGUCUCUCGAUGUUAUUCUUACAAGAAAAGAAACAACAUAACGCGGUACACACAGCUUAAGAAUAAAUAGUGAGAUGCGCGACUGUGAUGAGUGUGAAAGUGUAUCGAGAACGGUCGGUCGGAAUUUGUAGAAAUAUAUAUUAUUUGUAGACUUAAUGGAUCAUAGUUGGUACAAUGCUGCAAAUCAAGCCGAGAAUACCCCCCCCGUUUGACGUUGAGCGCUGUACACAAGAUCAAUUUUAUAAUGGCGUAGAAGAACGCAGAAUCAUGAUCGCUGAUGUUUCAUUUUUUGCGUUUUUUAUGUGACUUCUGUUUCCGGGUUUCCCUUACACCACAUUUUACCUCGGUGAAUACAAGUAGUGUCUGAUAAUCUAUAUGUAUACACGAGAUUGAAUUUGUAUAAACAUUUGUAAUCGGCGGCUUUCUGAAGAAACUGCUCCACGUUGUCGGCUGCCUUAUUGUUAGUCACGUGACAAUAAAGUUCUAUUGAGUAAUCCGUGCGCCAUUUAUUUUCGCAACAAGCUGUGAUCGGAUCAAAUUUAAUUGACCGCCAAAGCGACUUUCCUGAUUAUAAAUCACACCAGGCACGACUCCUACUCUUACGUUGGAUUCGUAUAACGACGAAAGACGGAAUAGUGGAGGUAGCAAAACUGUACCAUGCGGUAGGGAUUGUUCCUCAAUGGUCCUUGAGCGGCCAGUUAAUUUUGUUCCGACUAUAAGAACUCGACGGAAUUCUAUAGCAAAAGUCGAUUUAAACGAAUCGCGCUAUAUAAAUAUAUGUAUACUUCGUUGUCAGGUGAAGUUACGUACCGACGGAUAAUUUCACAGGUUUUGUGAAUGUGAACGUUUUCUUUUUGGACGAAUGGACAUGAAAAUUAACUGAUUUUUUUUUUUGUCGUCGUUACGGCAGUAAAAUUGUGAUUGGUGUUAAAAUCGUGUGUAGUAGAAAAUUAGCGAUUAUGAGUACCGAAGGAGGCCCGACUGCGAUCCGUGUGUCCUGUUCUUUGAACAUGAACGAUUUACAAAGUCAGAACAGUUUCGAUUUUGUACCAAAGUCUGAUUAUAACGAGAACUGGCAUCUGGAAAAUAAAUAUCUUUUUCAUAAUCAACAAGUAAACGAAGAACACGUGUGACCCAAACGAUUCUAAAUACUGCUCCAUACAUUUUGUACAUUUUCUUUUUAAUUUUUAACAUAGUCAGCGGCACGCGAAAAUUAAGGUUUCCUAUAGAACCUUACAAACAUAUGUAUUACUCUGCGAUACUCAACUUUACGGAAUUACAGUUGAAUCAAAGAAAGAACUUGGAACCUAUUGCCUGACUUGGUCGGCCCCCAGAUUUAUACGCGCUGCAUUUUUUUUAUUUUUGGGGGCUGCAUCGAUACAUGUAUAUUUAACAUUCAUUGCCAGUGGUGAUAUAUUUUUGCAACGUAUACAAAAUGGUUGCCAACGAAUCCGAUAAAUAUCUGGAAUAUUUGAAAGAUCGAUGAAACACGUCACGACAACUGCAGGGAUAGAAUUCUUCCUAUCUGUAUAAAGAGUUGGAAGUUUCGAAUGCGUUCUUUCUUUGAUCCGAUUAUAGUUAUAGUCAGAUUAAAUUUAAUUGACCGCUCGAUGCUACUUUUUCGGUUACGAGUCAUACGAAACGAUACUCCCGCUUUUACGUUUCCGUAUCUUUGAGCUUUCAGCUAAUUCUGAUGCGACUAUAGUGCAAAAAUUCCCACAUCGAAACGAAAGAUAUACUUGUCCACUCGAGUAAAGUUUCGCGUUUGACGAACGUUGUAAAUAAUUUGUAGCAAGGUUUUCUUCUAUUUUGUAUGUUUUACUAGUUCCUAGAAGGGGAAAAAUACGAGGUAGAUCACAGCUGCUGCGCGCGAGAUCAUAUAACGUGCAACGCUUAUCCACAUUUGAGGGAUAAACACGGAUUCAAACCGGACGGAAAUACUUU